Molecule: messenger RNA, 1749 nt
Organism: Neltuma alba
Lineage: Eukaryota; Viridiplantae; Streptophyta; Magnoliopsida; Fabales; Fabaceae
Product: TOM1-like protein 5
Exons: 10
Coding region: 103-1344 (413 amino acids)
Biological process (GO): protein transport to vacuole involved in ubiquitin-dependent protein catabolic process via the multivesicular body sorting pathway
Molecular function (GO): ubiquitin binding; phosphatidylinositol binding
Source: RefSeq, a predicted model, not a curated record
GUUUAUGAUCCAGUAGCAGUUCCCUAUUUGUUUGGUCAUCCUACACUCUGGCAUUUAACUUAGCACCGCAGACGCGGCAUUUGGAUUUGAACCUGAAAUAAGAUGGCAGCCAAGCUUGUCAAAGCUGCAACAAGUGAAAAACUGGCUGAAACUGAUUGGAUGAAAAAUAUUGAAAUAUGUGAAAUAGUUGCUCAUGAUCAAAGGCAAGCUAAAGAUGUUGUUAAAGCUAUUAAAAAAAGACUUGCUGGCAAAAAUCCCAACACUCAACUUUAUUCAGUCAUGUUAUUGGAAAUGUUGAUGAACAAUAUUGGGGAUCCUAUUCAUAAGCAUGUGGUUGAUAUGGGAAUUAUUCCUAUUUUGGUGAAUAUUGUGAAGAAAAAGUCAGAUUUGCCUGCCCGAGAGAGGAUCUUUCUCCUUUUAGAUGCCACGCAAACAUCCCUUGGCGGUGCUUCUGGAAAGUUUCCCCAGUAUUAUAAUGCAUAUUAUGAUUUAGUGAGUGCUGGCGUGAAAUUUCCUCAAAGGGAUCGUGUGGUGCAAUCAAAUCAUCCUAGUUCACAACCUACUAAGAUCAGUAACGUACUGAACAGGGAGUGGGGCUCACCUAGAGAAGAAGGAGUUGCUCAGCAAGCAGAGUCACAAACUGUUCCUGAAUCUAGUAUUAUUCAAAAGGCGAGUAAUGCAUUAGAGGUUCUAAAAGAAGUCCUUGAUGCUGUUGAUCCCCAGCAUCCUGAGGGAGCAAGCGAUGAGUUCACCCUUGACCUUGUAGAACAAUGUUCAUUUCAGAAGCAAAGGUUAAUGCAUCUUGUGAUGACUUCUCGAGACGAUAAGAUAAUUUCUCAGGCAAUUGAAUUAAAUGAGAAGCUUCACAAAGUACUUGCAAGACAUGAUGACCUUCUUUCUGGUGGAGCUACAGCAGCUGGUAAUUGUUUUGGCCAUGAUGAACCAGAGGAAGAGGAGCCAGAACAGUUGUUUCUUAGAUUACGGAAAGGGAAGGCUUGCGUACGGGCUGAAGAUGAAGACACUGCACCCCAGUACCCUGACUUGGCUUUGCUUGAAGAAAGACUGAAUCGUCCACUAAUAAGGCCGCUCUCUCUAGAGCCAUCACGAGAACCUAGUCCUCGUUCUCUUCCCGCUACAAUUCCGCCUCCUCAUGCAAAAGGCGUCAAUAGAGAGCCGCCUGUUGUUGCCAUACCACCACCACCUGCAAAGCACAUUGAGCGGGAGAGAUUUUUUCAGGAAAAGAAGACGGAUGCUUUUCCUCUGGCGGGGCACAUGAGGGGCCUCUCUUUACAUAGUUUAAAUGGCAGCAGCUCUCACAGUGGAAGCUUUGAUUCCAGUGACUAGACUUCUGUUUUAUCUUUUAAAUGUCUAGUUUGAAUUUUAAGCUGUGAGAGGAUGCUGAUUUCUGAUUUAGUCCUGGGGGGUUACGUUAUGAGAAAGGACGAACACAAUCCUCUUGGAAAGUGCAUGUAGGGAGUUUUCUGAGAUCAUAUGCCAUGACCUGAGAUUUGUAAUUAUUGCUAGUAGGAGCAGGUUUGUUCUAGUGCUUUAUUUUCUAAUUUGUUGGGAUCUGUAUCUACUUUCCCCACCUUAGUAAUUAUUCCUACAAAGUCAUAACCGUCUAGUAGGCCAGGGUUUGCUUCUUACCGUGUUGUAAGCUACCUCGAAAUUUUCUGUUGUGUUCGGUUUGGAUUUUGUCUCGUCUCUCUGCUCCUUCCUCUACGUCACAGUCAAGAUAUUUAUAUGCAA